Messenger RNA from Durio zibethinus, 2731 nucleotides. RefSeq names its product protein trichome birefringence-like 16. Lineage: Eukaryota; Viridiplantae; Streptophyta; Magnoliopsida; Malvales; Malvaceae. Gene Ontology annotation, molecular function: acetyltransferase activity. Gene Ontology annotation, cellular component: Golgi apparatus. The record is from RefSeq and is a predicted model, not a curated record. Gene Ontology annotation, biological process: plant-type secondary cell wall biogenesis; xyloglucan metabolic process; xylan biosynthetic process.
AUUAUGAUUAGAAAAAUAAGGAAUUAGGUAGAUAAUUCGGUAAUAAUUUAAUUGUUGAUUAUAGCUUAAACAAAAAAUCCUGGGGAUUGUUGGAGUGUGCUGCUCGUGUUUAGUAAUGUUGGUUGUGAUUUAGAAUAGGAUCUGUUGGCUUCUAAGCACGCCAUGGAAUCAAGCUUGCCUAGCUUAGCUAUGUGGCAUUUCCACGCAAAUGGAGUCGAAAUCUCUGUUUUGUGUAAGUUUGAUCGUAUAGUUUUCGAAUGUUUGUGAUUGAAUGGUUUAGAUAAGGGAGUGUUGCUAUCCCCCAACAAUGGGUUUAGAAUGUUUCCAGUGCUUUGAAGUCAAACAUUUAUGUUUAUAACUUAAUUCAGCUUAUCCUUUUGUGAAUUUUAUGAUUCACUCCAUGGUGUAACGCUUGUAAUAAGCGGCUUCGUAAGUUUUGCAGCAAUAGAAUCUCUGAUAUAUUAACUUUUUUUUAGGUAAAUCAGCAUAGAGUAAGCGAAGAGUUUCUAAAAUAACUUUUUCUAGCAAUUAGAUAGUUGCUAGUUGUUUUGGAAGCAGGAAGUGCAUUUUCUUCAUUCAACCUUAAUUCUUUGUACCUUUGUCGUACACUUACACAAAGAGAAAGCUGCAAAUGGACCUGAAAUUUUGUUUCUUUUUUCCUUUUUCCUUGAGGAUGAAAGGAGGCCCCUACAAAUUAAGGCGCAGGGCUAAAGAACUGUCUCUCAUUCUCAUUGUUCUUGUGGGUGCAACUGUUCUUCUUUGGACAUGGGACAGAAGUCCAGUACUUACUUCCUCACUACCAUCCAAAAAUAAGUUGUUGCAUCUCUCUCCAGAUAUUAAAACGGUACCAUUAGAGCCCAAAAGACACGUGAAAGAAGAAAUUUCUACAUUGACACGUAGUGAAGUCAUAAAUAACAAAGAGGAACAUCAUUUCGAUGAGACAUCUUCUACUGAUACUACUGAAACAGUUCCUAUUCAGAAGAAAGAAGAAGAAGCAACAAAACACAAACACGGUCCAAAAAGAGAGAAAACCGGUGUUAUUAAAACUGGAUCAAGUUCAACACAGAUAGAAGAAACAAAAAAUGUAAUUUUACUGGAAAAAACUUCAGAAAAAGAAGAAAAGACAGUGGAGAAUCAAGCCUGUAAUCAUGCAAAAGGAAAAUGGGUUAUAGAUGAUAGACGGCCUUUGUAUUCUGGGUUUGGUUGUAAACAGUGGCUAGCACCAAUGUGGGCUUGCCGUUUGAUGCAGCGUCAAGAUUUUGCCUUUGAGAAGACAAGAUGGCAACCAAAAGAUUGUGAUAUGGAAGAAUUUGAAGGGUCAAAGUUCUUAGCAAGGAUGCGAGACAAAACUCUAGCUUUUGUUGGAGAUUCAUUGGGUAGACAGCAAUUUCAGUCUCUAAUGUGCAUGAUCACAGCUGGUAAGAAUAGUUCAGAUGUCCUCGAUGUAGGCAAGGAGUAUGGACUUGUCAUACCACCUGGUGGUAAACGUCCUAAUGGUUGGGCUUAUCGAUUUCCCAGCACCAAUACUACUGUCAUUUACUAUUGGUCUUCAACCCUCUGUGAUUUGGAACCUCUUAAUGUCAAGGACCCACACACAGAAUAUGCAAUGCAUCUUGAUCGACCUCCAGCAUUUUUGCAUCAGUUUCUCCCCAAAAUUGAUGUUGUGGUUCUGAACUCGGGGCACCAUUGGAACCGAGGGAAACUUAUGGCUAAUAGGUGGGUCAUGUAUGUUGGGGGUGUGCCCAACAACAACAGCAAGAUAGCAGAUAUGGGAAGUGCCAAGAACUUCACAAUCCACAGCACUGUUAAAUGGGUAGACUCUCAGCUGCCGAAGUAUCCUCUUCUCAAAGCCUUUUAUCGGAGCAUCUCCCCCAGGCACUUUGUAAAUGGGGACUGGAACACUGGAGGGAGCUGUGACAAUACUACUCCUAUGUCUAUAGGUAAAGAAGUAUUACAAGAAGAGUCUAGUGAUUAUAGUGCUGCCAGCGCUGUGAGGGGGACAGGGGUUAAACUUCUGGACAUAACAGCUUUGUCUCAGGUGAGAGACGAGGGUCACAUAUCCCAGUUCAGUAUUACAGCAACACCAGGAGUUCAGGACUGCUUGCAUUGGUGUUUGCCCGGUGUUCCAGACACAUGGAAUGAAAUCCUCUUUGCACAAAUUUAGUCCCACUUUGUUGUUACUGAAUGAAGAAUUCUUGCUGCAUGCUCUGAGACACGAAAGUGUUGUCUCUUCCUAUCAUUGGUUGGGCAUACUUUUGAGGGCAUCCUUUAACAGCGUAUCCCAUGGAGGACUACCACGUUGUAACUAUGUCAAUCAUAGGCUCGUUCUUCUGUUAUGGAACCACGUAAAUUUUGUGGUUAGUGUAUUUUAAGAUUUAGUCUCCAGAUCUUUUUGUAGCAUAGUUAGCCAUAACUUUUUCUUACCUUUUGAUUUAACACUCUUUGAACGUUGCUGGAGGAAGCAUCGGAAUAAACGUCGGACAGAGACUGGGUAGGUCUGCAGCCUCCGAUGAAGAAGAAUGCUCAAAUGGAGGAAAAACAGCAGGAAAAAGAAAAAAAAAAAUGUAAUACAAGGGAUAAUGUAGUGUUGGGAAUUGGAAAGGAAUGAACAAGAAGAAAAAUAUAUGAAGUUUCACAUUUGAUGUCAAACCUUAGCUUUCGAUUGUUGACGUAAUAGUAUCACGUGAUAUUUAAAAGUUAACAUGGUAUUGUUACGUUAGUACAAGGUUAA